AUGCCCCGAAUGUCUGCUUCAAUCCCUCGUUGGGUAAACAAAGUGAACGAAGUUUGGGAUAACCUACUCCAUAAAUAUCCUGAAUUUCCAAAUUUUCCUUUAACAGAAGAAAAUUUACCCUUUCAGAUCGGGAAGAAGAUUUCGGUGAAAGAGUAUAAGACUUUCCUCGAUCGCAACGAGGCAUGUGGAUACAAAUUUUAUUUGAAUGACAAAAAAGUAUACAUAGUUGAAAUGGCAAAUGCAGAACAUGAAGCUGUUGUAGAGGUGCUUUCCCAAUGCUUUCGUAGGCCAAAUAACGGUGUGAUACGCGGUCCGAUAAGGUUCACUACAAUCCAGGGACAAAUAACGCCAGACAUUGCAGUUCAACCAAACAAUAAUCUUGUUCAGCCAGCAAUUUCGUAUCCUGGCUUUCCUCGCAGUGACAAAAGAGGAAAUGCUCACGCUAGAAUUAUUUGUGAAGUGGGUAAUGCUCAGAUGGAAUACAAGAUGCGAAACGUGGAUGCGCGAGAAAUACGUUCGUUGUGUGUUUGGGAUUAA
Paraglomus brasilianum is the source of this 537-nucleotide messenger RNA. NCBI's taxonomy places the organism in Eukaryota, Fungi, Glomeromycota, Glomeromycetes, Paraglomerales, Paraglomeraceae. The record is from the annotation of a GenBank genome assembly.